Messenger RNA from Auxenochlorella protothecoides, 882 nucleotides. RefSeq lists its product as hypothetical. Lineage: Eukaryota; Viridiplantae; Chlorophyta; Trebouxiophyceae; Chlorellales; Chlorellaceae. The record is from RefSeq and is a predicted model, not a curated record. The transcript is spliced from 5 exons. Gene Ontology annotation, molecular function: nuclease activity. Bases 1 to 882 code for a protein of 293 amino acids.
AUGGCCCCAUUUUCCCCCCUAAACACCACGGUGCUCGGCCCCCCACCCCCACAGACGCCCGGCUCCGCCAGCCAGAGCUCAGGCCACCUGCUGCUCAUGCGCGAUGGCCCACGCGGCAUCGAGGACACUGAGCGCGGCCUGAUCCUGGCGGUCGGGGGCGAUACCCUCUCCGGCAUCGCGCUGCUGAUGCAGGGCCGCGACGGCGAGCGCCCGCUCUGCCUGGACCUGCUCUGGACGGUGCUGCAGCGGGGGAAGGAGCUGAGCAAGCGCGACUGGCGGCUGGAGAGGGUGGCCAUCGUGGAGCUGCGCGGCAUGGCCUACAUCGGCCGCCUCUUCUUUGGCGACGGCGCGGGGGGCGCUGCUUGGGACUGCGACUGCCGCCCCUCCGACGGCUGCUGGCUGUCGCUCAAGGAGAAGUGCCCCAUCUACAUCCACCGCCGGGUGUGGGAGGACAACUCCACCCCCCUCCGUGACCUGGCUCGCAAGGACGACGCCCCGUCCCCGCUGACUCAGCGCAGAGGAAAGGGCGGCGCCACGUUGGGCAUGGAUGGCGUCGUGCUGGGCAGCGACAACAGCCUGCCCUCCCAGGUCACCAGCAUCAGGGACUCCGACCCUGAGCUGCUCAAGCGCCUGAAGAUGGAGAUGCGGGUGGCCUUGAAGGACGAGGACUACGCGACGGCGACAAGAUUACGGGACCACCCCUUCAUGCGGCUGCACGCCAGGAUCCUGACCGCAGAGAAGGAGGGUGCCGCUGAUGAGGUGCAGCGGCUGCGGGACGAGCUCGACUUCACCGUGGCGACCUACGAGCAGACGGGGGUGCUGCCGGAGGUGCACCCCAGCGAGCAAAGGGAGAAACGCCGCUCCACAGAUGCGGAGCAGUGA